CUUCUGUACUCUAAUGCCAAUCACAACGCAGUGGGCGGGGCUAAAGAGAAAACAGCGGAAGAUUCAAAUCGAAGAUGGCGGCUGGAAAUGAUCCCCACAACAAUCACAAACUGAGCAGAAGCGGGACAAAAUGCAGUGUGUUUAUCAGCCAGGAAAAGCCAAGCACGAGCCAGCCAGUCAUCUUCAACCCAGACUUCUUUGUGGAGAGGCUGAGACAUGAGCAUCCGCAGGCCUUCGAGGAUCUGGUGCUCAGCAACAUCACUCGUCUCAUUGAUCUUCCAGGGGACGAGUUUGCCCAGCUCACAGGAGAGUCAGAGGCUAAGGUGCCCUCCGCCACGGUCUUUCUACGCUCCUUCAACUUCCUGAAACGUAAAGACAAAGGAGUGGUUUUUGGUGCACCAUUAACUGAAGAAGGAAUAGCACAGAUCUAUCAGCUCAUCGAAUACCUGAGUAAAAACCUUCAUGUGGAGGGUUUGUUCCGUGUGCCAGGCCACAGCCUAAGGCAGGCAGCCCUGAGGGAGAUGCUGAAUGCUGGGGCAGAGAUAGAUCUAGAGACAGGGGACUUCCAUCCCAAUGAUGCAGCCACUUUGCUCAAAGCCUACCUGGGAGAGCUGCCAGAGCCUCUGCUCACGCACAGACACUAUCAUGCUCACCUGAAGAUCGGAGAGCUGACUCGCUUUGAUGAUAAAGGGGAGAAGAAGAAUGUGCCUGACAAAGAACGCCAGAUUGAAGCAUUUCAGCUGCUUUUCAUGCUGCUCCCACCAGCGAACCGCACCCUGUUGAAACUGCUGCUGGACCUGCUGUACCACACUGCUCGAAAUCAGCACAUCAACAAGAUGUCCGCUAUCAAUCUAGCCACAAUGUUUGCUCCACACAUCAUCUGGCCCAAAAAUGUGAUGGCAAGUGAUCUGCAGGGAAACAUCGAGCAACUGAAUAAUGGCAUAGCGUUCCUUAUCAGGCACUCGCAGAAACUGUUCAAGGCACCUACAUACAUCAAAGAAUAUACCCACUUGUACUUCACAGGAUCAAAAACUCUUCAAUCAAAGGAUGAUUUGACACUCUGUUCUGGGACUCAAGAUGGGCCCAGACCUGCCUUAACACCCGCCUCCCCUUCUCCUUCCAUGAGAACAAUCAGAGGUGAGGUCAGCACCACCUCCACCACCAGGUCAUUUGAGACCCAGAGUUACACUGAAUCUGCCCUCAGAGAGCUGUACCAGCAGGUCAACAACAUGCCUGAGUCUGCCAAAAAGAAGAAACUCAUCAGACAGUUUGAUAAGCAGCCUUUGCUAACGCCUUCGGCUGACUCACGGACACCCUUCAGCAGGAAACAUUGGCGUUCACGCUCUUUGGGUGGAAUUAUCAAGAGGAAGGUAUUGGGAAGCCAAUUAUUAACAGAGAAAGAAAACGGUAGUCUGCAGAGUCCUCUACCCAGCGGUCAAUCGGUGGCCAGGCAAGAGAAAACACCAACUGUGGAGAAGAUUCUCUUUUAAAAGAAUGGGUUCUUCACAAGGAAACAUCAGGCGGACUGUUACGUUAUGGGUAUUUAAUUAUCCGAGGUGUCGACACAAACUAAACAGUGUAAGGCAACGCAGUGAAGUGUAAGUCUUAAAGGUUGGUAAGAUACGCAAGAAACCAACCAAAUUCCUUUGCAGUCAGGCAAGUUUUACUUGAGCUAGAGAACAUAAAAGGGGUUAAUGGAAAACAGUGAGGAUGUUGCAUGCAUUAUUUUAAGUCAAUGAAACUUACCAGCUUUCUUACCCAGUCUAUUGGCGUUACAUCUUAAAGUCCUUAUUCCUUCCCAACUCACAUGUAUUUGACCAAUGAAUUUGUUUCUAUUUAGCUUUACCAUUGCCUGAAGCAUGUUAAUUUAAUUAGCAAAACCUAAGUAUUUAUUUCUUAUUGGUCUUCUGAUCCUCAGUGCAUCAGAUGUAUUGAUAAAAUGUUGUGUGCAGGCAUUUCUAUUUAAAUUAUAAAUUUGUUUGUAAGUUAAAGUAGGUUUAGUUUGACUCACACAGUCAAUGCAGACCGUUCAAGACAUUAAUUAGAAAAGUGGUAAAUUCUAAGAUGUGCCUUUUAAGGAAUAUAUCCUAAAUUUCUCUUUAAAUUCCAUAUAGCUUUAAGUGUGUGCUGAAAUUCCUAUAAAAAAAUAUAUUCAAGUGUCAGUAAAUUAAGGAAGUGAAGCGAAUGGAGGUUUGGAGAUGCAGAGUAAAAGGCCAAAGGACCAUCUUGUGUAGAUUAUAUAAAUAGUUUUCUCUUUAUUUCAACCAACCCAAACCUACGGUGAUACUAAAGAAUACUGUGAUACUUUAAAACCACUGCUACUUUAAGCUUCAUCUUGUUUUUUUGUUCCAUUUUAGUUUUUCUCAGGUCAGUUUUGAUUCUUAUGCAACAUUUUACCGUUAUAUUGCUUAAUAUGCAUUUGUAUUUUUAAAAUUGUUUAGCUUUUUAGUGCAAGAAAUUUUAUGAUUUUUUUUUGGUCUAUUUUUAUCUUUUAUUUUCAAAGGUUAAUGAAGAGGAAUUUGUUGUUUGCCUUCUGUUGUGGCUGUUUACCCAGGUGCUUUCUUGGAGAGUUUAAGCCACUUAAACCUACUUGUUGUCUUAUUAUUUAAGUAGCAAUUUCCAGAUCAAUUGUCACUCACAUCACCAUGCUGUUACUAUUCAAAUAUUAAUGUGAUGAUUGGUCAACAUGUCAACUGAUGGUAUUGAUGCUACUGUGAAGCUUUGCAACUCUACAACUGCAAUUAAAAGACAUC
This is a messenger RNA of Anoplopoma fimbria (sablefish), 2753 nucleotides long. Its product is annotated as rho GTPase-activating protein 19-like. The record is from RefSeq and is a predicted model, not a curated record. Gene Ontology annotation, molecular function: GTPase activator activity. NCBI's taxonomy places the organism in Eukaryota, Metazoa, Chordata, Actinopteri, Perciformes, Anoplopomatidae. The transcript is spliced from 12 exons. Gene Ontology annotation, biological process: regulation of small GTPase mediated signal transduction; signal transduction. The coding region runs from base 75 to 1490 and encodes 471 amino acids. Gene Ontology annotation, cellular component: cytoplasm.